Messenger RNA from Mauremys mutica (yellowpond turtle), 3052 nucleotides. Its product is annotated as MLX-interacting protein-like. The transcript is spliced from 17 exons. The coding region runs from base 218 to 2545 and encodes 775 amino acids. Gene Ontology annotation, molecular function: RNA polymerase II cis-regulatory region sequence-specific DNA binding; protein dimerization activity; DNA-binding transcription factor activity, RNA polymerase II-specific. Lineage: Eukaryota; Metazoa; Chordata; Testudines; Geoemydidae. Gene Ontology annotation, cellular component: nucleus. Gene Ontology annotation, biological process: regulation of transcription by RNA polymerase II. The record is from RefSeq and is a predicted model, not a curated record.
UGCUCAUGCCCGCGAGGUUUCUUCCUUGUUGCUAUGGGAGCCUGGAGCAGGGGCCUGGCACAGUUAUAGCCUGCGCUCCACUUCCUGCCAGUGACCAAUUUUUUGGGAGCGAUUAAGCCUCCACCAACAUUCUGGUUGCCUUGGCGACAGGGGUGUGUUGGCUUGGUGAUUGUGGCACUGCCAGGCAGUUGCUAGGGACGCGCCCUGGUUGCCCAGGAUGUCGCGACCCCAGAUCAUCCACAGCGGCCACUUCAUGGUGUCGGAGCCGCAUGCUGACCCCGAGCUGGACCCGGGGGGCAGGGCUGUGGUUGGGAGCAUGGCAGAGCAGGUGGGGGCUGUGGAGCUGAGGGCUGGCGACUGGCGGGAGGGGGCUGGGGCGGGUGAGCAAGACGCAGUGCCCGGGGACGCCUACGACUUCGACACAGUCAACGCCUGCACGUGCCGGACCUACCGCUUUGGCCCUUGUAGCAGCGGCGCCCUCAGCAUCGACGCAUCCCUCACCAAGCUCUUUGAGUGCAUGACACUCGCCUACAGUGGGAAAAUUGUGUCCCCCAAAUGGAAAACGUUCAAAGGCCUGAAGCUGCUGCCGCGUGACAAAAUCCGGCUCAAUAAUGCCAUCUGGAGGGCAUGGUACCUGCAGUAUGUGGAGAGGAGAAAGAACCCUGUGUGCAAUUUUGUGACGCCGCUGGAGUGCAGUGUCGGGGACGACCAUCGCAAACCGGAGCCCCACCCUGCCCUUGCCUUGCAGGCCGUGAGCAUGGAAGAGAAGUACUGGAAGCACCAGAUCGGAGUGGUCAUUCGAGAGUAUCACAAGUGGCGGACAUACUUCUGCACACAGCUUGCAGCACCUUCUGCUGGAAGAGGCUGGAACUGGAGUAGCCCAGAGUUCUCCCCAUUCCCAGCACUCCUGCCCCAUUCCCUACAGCGUCCCCUGCUGGGAGAAGCUGAGACUGAGGAAGCGGCUCAUGCCAUCCAGGGCGAGGGGCUGAGCAGUGAGGCCAAGGGCAGUUGCCCCAUGGAGCUCGACCUGGACACCCUGGACAGCCUCAUCUCUGACCUGGCCGACACCAUCUUCUACAGCCGCAACCCGUAUGGGGGGCCCAACCCCCGCAGCCUUGCUCACCAAUUCAACGCGGACAUGAUUCAGCCCACCCUGACCCAGCUGCACCCUAACUUCGGAGAGGAUUUCAUGGACACCCUGGAUCCCAUUCAUGAUUUCUUUGCUGCCUGUCGCCCCCAGCCUGUGACCCAGGCCUCCACGCUGCUGCCAGCUGCUGCCCCACAGGGCUCUCUGUCCAGCGCAUGUGACCCGGAUGUGACCACCAGCACUAAGGAGCUGCCUCUCCACAGGGGCUCCCUCACCCCCCUUUCCUUCCCCCUGGACCUGGAGCCCCUGACACCCCUGAACGGACACCAGACCUUCCUGCCGCUCUUCCCCACCUCCCCGCUGCGGGUCAGCCCCCCCCCGCCAGGCCCUCCCACGCAGCACCCCCAAGCCACCCUCGUGUUCUCCGACAUCACCCACACAGCUGCCGAAAAGCUCCCUUCACCCACCCGGCACCCUCCUUCCCCCGGAGGCACCUUUGCCAUGCCUGUGUCUGGCCCCCUGCCCAACAGGGCCAAAUCCCGGCAGCUACAGCACAUUGCCCCAGCGCCCACCUCCAGCCACCCCCCGGCAGCCCCCAGUGCCUUCCUUACCCGCCUGCUCGUAGCAGGCCCAUUGACACAGCCUCUCGCUCCAGCCAGGGACUCUUCCCAGGUCUGCACCCCCCUAGAGCUUCCUGCAGGCGUCCUGCUGAUGGAGAAGCCCAUCCACCCUUGCUCUGUCACUGCCUCCUCCAGCACUGAUGCCAAGUCCGAAGAUAGAGCUGAGCGCAGGGGACCCCAUGCUUCCCACCAGCCCUGCAGCCUCCCCAGCACCAAGGGCAGCCGAAGAGCCGGCUUUACCUCUGCUGACCACACCCGGCGCAUGAACAUCAGCUGCGCCUUCGACACCCUCGCGAGCCUCGUGCUGCCGGGCUUGGCCCAGCCCAGCGUCAAGCUCAGCAAGGCCACGCUGCUGCAGAGAAGUGUGGUGUACGUGGGGCGGCUGCAGCAGGAGCGCCGGCAGGUGCAGGAGACAGCCCGGCGCCUGCGGGGCGAGAUUGAGGAGCUGAGUGCUGCCAUUGGGGAGUUCCAGCGCCAGCUGCCCCCCAGUGGGGCCCCGGUGACCCCUCCACGCUUAGACCACAUGGCCCAGCUGUAUGAUGACUACGUGCGCCAGCGCACCCUGCAGAACUGGCGCUUCUGGCUUUUCAGCAUGCUCAUCAAGCCGCUGUUUGAGAGCUACAGGGGAGCAGUGAGCACCCACAGUGCCAAGGAGUUCUGCCAGUCGGUGCUGGGCUGGCUGGAGCAGCACUGCGCCCUGCCCAUGCUGCGCCCUGCUAUCUCCAGCUCCCUCCUGCAGCUCAGCAAGCUCACGGCCAUCCUGACCCAGCCCUCGCGCCUCCCUGAGCAGGCCCUGCAGGCCGUCUGCCGCCCCCCGCACACCAAGGGCCAUAGCUAGUGGGCCCUAUGGUGCUGCAUGAGGACGUCCCGACGCUGCCCACUUGGCGGAGAAGAGAGGACACAGACAUCUUCGACUCCUGGGUGGCGCCCCACCCCACCAUGGGCCCAGAAGCGUCUGGAUGGACAUGCGGGGGCUACAGCGGGACCUCUGUAAUAGAACUAGCAGGGGGAGGCUGCUUGAUCCACAGAGAAGGUGGAAUUGGGGGGGCUCAUAGCUGGGCAUCCCUAGAGAGCAAAAUGGGGUGGGGGCUCAGAGCUGGGGAUCACUUUAGCCCCCACUGACAUGGCAAUGGGGUGGCUCUGAACUGGAUUCCCCUGUAGCACUCAGAGAGGGGCAUCUCUCAGAGCUGGGGAUUCCCCUAUACACCUCUAGUGAAGGGGAGCUGGAGGAUCAGUAGAGGGUCCCCUUUAGCAUCCCCCCUAUGGGGGCAGGGGGAUGCUGGCAGGUCGUGGCUCUCUUUGAACAGUGACAGCAGGAGCUGUAUUAAACCCCCAGCAUAUGGGA